GAAAGUUUCUCUCUAAAAAGAACAGAAUUUAAACCCUUUGUACGUGUGUGUGUGUGUGCUUUGGACAGUGCUUCUUCUUUGUGUGCACGCACGACACAGUUCUGUUGUAGGGAAUCCAUUGAAGUAAAAAAUAAUAAUGAGCAACGAUGACGACGGACCCCCACCGGCGCGUAGCGCCCACAGAAAGCCCGCCCGGCGAAAUCAUUCCAUGAGGUCUGAAGGCUGCUCUCUACCUUCACUCAAACGGCAUCAACCUAUUGAUCCUCGUUUUGAUCAAAUGUUUGGUAGGGCCGACCUCCGUCAGUUUGAAAACAAUUACAAAUUUCUUCAUGAACAGUUCGAAGAGGAAGAGGCCCGUCGGCAGCAUCGUAUUCGCUGUCUUAAGUGUAUUCUCCGGCGUAUUGCCUUGGAGGAUGCCGGAGAGAAUCUCGCGGAAUAUGAUUUGUCCGACGAUGAGCGUGAGAUCUUUGGUGAGGAUCACCUGCAAGAGCUAACCCUCCUCAAGCUGACACCACCAGAACGCAUUCAUGCAGAACUUGAUAAGUUAAAGCGAGAAUCGCAACUAUACAAAUCUAAGACAAAAGGCAACGCAGCCGCAUCGAGGAAAGCACAGGUAAAGAAGGAAAUGAUGUCUAAGGAGGUGCGGGCAGUGAAGGCAAAUGAGAAAGCAAGGCCUUACUUUCCGAAACGCAGCGUCAUUAAAAAGGCCGUAUACGCUGAUAGAUUCGAAAGUUUAGAACAAAAGGGCGGUAAGCAUGCGGUGGAACGUUACUUAGCACGCAAAAGUAAGCGACAACGCUAAAAUGAUGUGUCUGACAGAGCGCAGUUGCUACGAGAGCUUCCUUCCUUUCGUGCGUAAGAUACUCGAAGAGCCGUGGAUAAUGUCGCUUGGCAGUAUAGUGUUUCCACCCUCCUUAGCCUAGGUAAUGACAGGAGCCGUUGACAGGGACUUCCUUUUUAGUACACUCACAAGCAGUAGAGAGAAAUAUACUGGUACUGUUGCUGAUAUUCAGUGUUUUGCCGCUUGCGAAUAAAAGGUCAAGUUUAA
Molecule: messenger RNA, 1048 nt
Organism: Phytomonas sp. EM1
Lineage: Eukaryota; Euglenozoa; Kinetoplastea; Trypanosomatida; Trypanosomatidae
Source: the annotation of a GenBank genome assembly